GGGAUAUGUUGUUGUAGCAACAACAGGUGCGCUUCAUUUUGUGGUUAUACUUAAAAUAACUAACACACGGAAUAGUUAACGUAUUUAAAACGCACCAGCACAAUGUCAGACGUCCACUCUACAGCAUACCGCUAUGACGCGGUUUGCCAAGAACUUGGGGUCGCCCCAAAUCCAUACUUCAUCAAAAUGUUUGAGCGAGAGAAAGAAGAAUCCGUUUUGAGACAAAAAAGGGGUGAAAUCAGAGACCGGAUGCAUCUGUACCUGGCAGGGAACAACAAGCUGCUCACAGACAAGCGUCUAGUCGACAAGGAUUGUGUUGCCCUCUUCAAGCUUCUACAGAACAACGUCUUCGUUACGAGCCUUGAUCUUCGCUAUAACAACAUCACAGAUGAAGGCAUCAAAUCCAUCGCUAAGCUUUUAGAGGAGAAUUCAGUUCUUGAGGAACUGAACUUAAUGUGUAAUGAUUUCGGAAAGGAUGGUGCUGAAACACUGGCUAAGGCUUUACAGAGAAACACAGGCUUGAGGUCACUGCGUGUUAACGGUAACAAGAUUGGCAACCGAGGGGGCAUGUACUUUGCACAGAUGUUGCAGAUCAACGCGACACUACGGGCACUUGACCUGGCAGACACUGACUUGACAACAGAAAGUUUGAUCGCUCUCACCACAGUAGUAAACAACAACAGAAGCCUGAAGAGUUUGAAUGUGAACAGACCCAUUCUGUUCUCAGAACAGGAGGAAUGUACAGUGCAUUUUGCCAAGAUGCUCAAGGUGAAUUCCACUUUGGAGGAGCUCCAUCUUCAGAAAUUCCAAAUUCGUGAUUUUGGAGCAACACGAUUGGCUGAGAAUCUCAUGGAAAACCUCACCCUACAGUACCUCGACCUCAGCUGUAACAGAAUAACUCGUGAUGGUGUGAAAGAGUUGUCAAAGGUGCUGAAGCGGAACACUGCCAUUCGACACCUGGACUUGAGCUUCAACAGACUAGAAGACGAUGGCGCCAUGCAUUUGGCAGAGGCCAUUGCCACUUACAAUACCACCCUUCAAGUGCUUGAUGUGAGGACAAACAACAUCCGUGGGAAGGGACUGUGCUCCCUGUCUGAUGCCAUGAAAAUGAACCCAACACUUACCAAGAUAUUCAUCUGGGGAAAUAACCUGGAGGAAACAGCAGCUAUUGCCUUUGCAAACCUUCUUGAGUCAGGGCGGCUCUUAAAGAGCAACACAGACGUGCAACCCUACGUUGUGGACGGCAAGACCAUCCUGAGCGAGCUCACACAUAACGAGCAGAGGCACUAUUACUAUGCCCCAAGUUAUGGAGAUGAUGUGCCGUCAUGGCAACCGCGGGGCAAGAACCCCAGGGGGUCAGAUGUAGUUGCUGUAAAUAACGACGGGUACCCAGUGCUGGCAAAUUAGGGCGGUCAAUGGGACGGACGGACUUUGUUGGUUAUUCGAUGUGAUGUUGUCAUUAAUGUUUUCAUUUAACUGCCUGUUAUAUUUUAUCUGUGAUAUUGUGUUUAUGCAAUACUGUGAAUGUUGAAAAACACCUUCAUUAUCAAUUGGAAUUAUUGUCACAAAGUGUUUUGUGGCUGAGUAUGGCAAUAUACUGAUUGUGUUUGGAUAAGAAGCAGUGGAGUUAAAUUUAAAAUUAAUUAAUUUAAAGGGUUAAUAUUUUUCUGAAAACUUGUGGUUUUAUACAUACAAUUUUCGAAUCAUACAUGUAUUGUAUGUUAUCCACAAAAUAAAAUCUGUAAAUGUA
Dreissena polymorpha is the source of this 1750-nucleotide messenger RNA. Its product is annotated as leucine-rich repeat-containing protein 34-like. Bases 103 to 1407 code for a protein of 434 amino acids. The record is from RefSeq and is a predicted model, not a curated record. NCBI's taxonomy places the organism in Eukaryota, Metazoa, Mollusca, Bivalvia, Myida, Dreissenidae. Gene Ontology annotation, molecular function: protein binding. The transcript is spliced from 11 exons.